AUGAUUGGAAAUAUACCGGCUGAUCUACUAGAUUUGUCGACACCAAGUGUGAUUGAAGAAAUUUACACAUGGCUUGGAACCAAUAUUCUAAUAUCAAUCAAUCCAAAAAGCGCCUGUCCACAAAACUACUCAUGUGAUAAUUGGAAUGAUUUUAAUGAGAUUCCCGAUUGUUGGAGAAAGCCGCACGUUUUUUCUAUGGCUGAAGAGUGUUUAUAUCAGUUAUCAUCGACACAAAAUAAUCAGUCGAUAAUUAUUACGGGCACAAGUGGGUCUGGGAAAACAGAAGCUACUAAACAUAUAUUACGCUACUUAACCUACAAAAGUAGUAUAAAGCGUCAGAAACAAAUAGCAAAAGUUGAAACUUAUAUUGAACACACACUUAUACAAUCGAAUCCUGUGUUAGAAGCUCUUGGCAAUGCACAAACUCAAUUUAAUGAAAAUAGUUCACGUUUCGGCAAAUAUAUACGCCUAUUGUACGAUCGAAAUCAAAUUCUCGUUGCAGCAAAGUUGCAAAUUUAUCUUUUAGAAAAGCCUAGAGCUGUAUUCACUUCUCAAACGCUUUUCUCGUCAUUUCAUGUAUUCCGUUGGUUUUGGAAUCUUUAUCAAAAGAAGAUCAAAUACAAUUUGGUUUGA
This is a messenger RNA of Schistosoma mattheei, 633 nucleotides long. The record is from the annotation of a GenBank genome assembly. Lineage: Eukaryota; Metazoa; Platyhelminthes; Trematoda; Strigeidida; Schistosomatidae.